This is a messenger RNA of Hippoglossus stenolepis (Pacific halibut), 2168 nucleotides long. RefSeq names its product CDC42 effector protein (Rho GTPase binding) 3 (gene cdc42ep3). The transcript has 2 exons. NCBI's taxonomy places the organism in Eukaryota, Metazoa, Chordata, Actinopteri, Pleuronectiformes, Pleuronectidae. The record is from RefSeq and is a predicted model, not a curated record. The coding region runs from base 563 to 1636 and encodes 357 amino acids.
AUAGGAAACAGAAAGAGAGAGGGAGAGAGAGAGAGAGAGAGGAAGAAGAGGGGGAGGUGUAGGAGGAGACUUGACUUGCUUCAGAGGAAUAGGAGCCGGAGAGCAAUUCCAAAACAGCUGUCCGGCAGACGUCCCAGUCGACAGAAGUGCAGCCCCGAGGCAGAGACAGGAGGCAGGGCAGUGUCAACAAGCCACAGGAGCAGCACAGCAGCCACUGCACGAACACACACACACAUACACAUACAUACAUCAUCCUGAGGGUGCAGCGUUCAGGGGAACACCAGUGAUACCUGGGAAGGAAUCAAGAUCUCCCCAUCAGAAUAACGGAGGAAAGUGUCCAUUUGCCCUUUCUACACCACCAGACAUCACCAGCCCUGCUUGCAUUCCUGUUUCCUGAUCGAUGCUGCAAUUGCUGAAAUUAUUUUUGGAGUCCUGUUUGACUGGCAGGCUACUGAGAAUGUAACCGGAGCUUCACCUCUGGGGAACUGUAACGUCCAGAACCUAUAGAGCACUUCCGACUUUUCUAUCCUGCACAACUUAGCUCUUUUCUAAAAUUACAGCCAUGCCAGCAAAAGCACCCAUAUACCUGAAGCCCACCAAUAAUAAGAAGGGGAAAAAGUGUCGCCUCCGUGAUAUGUUGUCCCCAGAUAUGAUCAGUCCACCACUCGGUGACUUCCGCCACACAAUCCACAUUGGCAGGGGUGGGGAGAGAGACGCCUUUGGAGACAUGUCCUUCCUUCAGGGGAACUAUGAGCUCCUACCAGGGAAAGGAAAUGUUCACCCUCAGUAUGGCAUCCAAAGUGAGUUUCUGCGUGCAAACAGCACAGGUGAUGCAUCCUUUGCCGAGACACCCUCCCCAGUACUCAAGAAUGCCAUCUCCCUCCCAACUAUAGGUGGCUGCCAGGCCCUCACCCUUCCCCUGAUCUCCUCCACUGUGUUCUCCAUGCCCCCAGAGCCAUUGGAGGACAUCAUUGGGCCUACAGCUCCCAUGAAAGUUGACAGGGCUGAGGAGGUGGAGAUCCUGCAGAUGGAUGCUCUGUUGCGCUCUAUGGAUGUCUACAUCAGCGAGCCUUCGUCUCCCUCCGCAGCUAUCCAGUCGAAGCCUGACGUCCUCUUGGAUCUGCUGGAAAACACAGAUAAGUCCACCUCUAAGGCAGUUGCCAAAGCCAACAAAAUCAACAAGAGUGAAAGCAGAUUUGAUAAACCAUCAUCAUAUUUUAUCAAUGGCCACAGCAACAGCAUCUACAAAGGUAACGGAAGCCUUAACAGCAACACAAGCAGUGACAGCUUUGACAGCUUUAGCUAUAAAGGGGACUUCCAGGGAAAGACCUGCAAUGGUAGCAUGAGUCUCAAUGGCAACUGCAAUGGUUAUGGACACUUUGACAAUGACAUUACCCUUGGCUUCAAGCAGGAGCUCUCAAAGUGCAACAGAGAGUGGGUGGAUCGGGACAGUGGCGUGGAGGAGGGCCGCAUCUGUGAUUUUGAUUUAGAGUUUUCCAAGGAGAAGAGCACAUCGCAGGGUUCCCUCAACCAGAUCACGGGGUCAUUCCUCUCGCUCGAACUUGAUCUGGGCCCAUCCAUCCUGGACGAUGUGCUCAACAUAAUGGAUAAACCCGCAGCAAAGAGCAGGCCUUGAGCUGUGGUGAGGCCCCAGGAGGAGAAAGGGAAUUUUUAAACUAUAGCCAUGACGAGAGAGAGACUCACAAAGCAAUCAAAUGGUGUCUGGAUAUAUCAUUAAGAUGAAAAUGAGCUACAAUAGACAGAGCUGCUUAUGUUUUUAUUGUCAAAACACAACUAUUCUAGCUUCUAUGGAGUGUUGAUUCUUCUUUUUUGUUUACCAUGUCAGCCGCAUGUUUAGGAUGCAUGUCAUAGUGAGUUGCAGCUAAAACACAGCCAUUGUGCCUUUGAUUUGAUUUUACUGUAAAAAUGCUACAUGAUUAAUUUGUUUUACGUUGACUUUCACCGUAUAACUUUGAGUCCCUAUGCUUUUUUAUGCUCUCAGACUCUCGAUGAACAUAUAGCAUUUUGUGAAUUUAAAUGUGUUAACAAUGCACCACACUGUUUGUCACAUAGUUCAUUUGCCACAUGACUAUUUCAAACAACAGAACACUAUGCAUAUUUGUGUUUUUUUUAUGUUAUUGUAACAAAAAUAAAUUGAUUUUGUCCGA